UCUGCUGCUACAAAGAGUGCAGUGAGUUCUGCUUUUACUGCGAGUGGUGACGCCCCGUGCGCACUUCCAAGGUGUUUCCGCACAGGCUAUAACAGUCCUGACACCUGCGGACGAGAAUGAGACUCUCUUAGGUAUUAAGUGCGUAAAGGCAGAUGGACAAGUCUUUGUCAGGACGUAACGCAGGGAUUUCACCGCUGCCUCGCUUGUUGUUGCCUGGUCCAGGACAGGACACACACACACUGGGAGACUACAUGGAUUGGUGUAGUUGGUUGGUAGUGAGUCUUUUCCUGCUCUGGAUUUUCUGCUUUAUAGACGGCAACGCCGUGCUUGAGCUGCGGCUGCUCUUCCAUGCUCUGACUAAAGCGGCUUGUCACCUGUACCUGGCUCUGCUCCCACUGCGCCGCGCCGCCGCCCACUUCACCGACAGCGUGAGGUACCUGAUCAACCAUGCCCAGCAACCAAGCACCUCCCACGGCCACCCCCACGGUCAGCAGUCUCCGGACAAGAGAGCCAUGCUGCACGCGCUGGAGGGCUUGUGUGUCGUGUGCGAGACGGUGCCCAACCUGACGGGCGCCGCGCUGAGUUUAGGCGCCGCCUUUUGUCACGCGCUGCAGGGAUAUUUCUACAUAGUUGCAGAGACCCUGCGCACCAUCCAGGUCAACCUGUUCUCCCAGAUGAACGGCGAGAGGGAGAGAUGGGACCGAGAGCGACACAGAGCCAGAGAGAGCGAGAAAAAGCUCAGCUCCAAAGUGUUGGAAUACAUCUCUGUGUUUUGCCAAGACCCAGUCAGCGCUUUACGCAUCAAGGUCGACGCGCCGCCAGUGUACAGAUAAUCUCCACGUCAAUGUAAAGCAAUUCACCUGUUAAUUGGCACAUAAGAGGCCUUCUUACUGCUGAGGGGUUUACAGGAGCAGGCUGAGAGCUGAUGGAUGGGAUGGCUCUAUACCACGUUUUUGGUGUCCAAUACGAAUAUUUAAACCCAACUGAUACAGAUAUUAGUCCAAUAAUUUACAUAUUUUACACUACUAGGGCCCAGGUGACACUUUCCUUGUCUUUGUGUCCACUGACACUUUCCAGUUCAGUUGAAAGACAAAGGUAACCAUAGAAACUCAUGUACCAACACAUGCACAACUCGGCACUCAAAGAAUUUAAUGACACACAAAUGGAGACAAACUCCUGUGAUCAAGUAUGUGAUCAGUAUGUGAGGAAUGUAACACUGAUUCAAACCCUUGAUGAAUGAAUGAAUGAAUGAAACAAUAUGCAGAAAUGCAAAGCAGCUCUCUGUGAAUGCAGAGUGUAAAAUAAUGAUGUUAUGCUGAUGCAUUUACCAUCCAGCCACAUUCAGUAAAUUCAAAACCUGUUUACAGACAAAAUUACACUUGAUUUUUCCUAAAAAAAAAAAAAAAACAGGCUACUCACAUUCUCACAAACAGCUUCUCUUUACUGCUUGUGCUUCAUGAACUUUUAUCUGAUAUGUAGGGUUCCUUUGUAUCGGACCAAUACCAAAUUGAGAUUGAAAUGUAUUGGCUAAUCUGGGUUAAUUCACGGUUGCAGAGCGAAUAAUUAAAACAGAAUAAGAGGAGAAAUGAUACGUAAAUUUAAAAAAGCUAUGGUGCAUUUUGUUACUCUUGUUUUACAUGUGUUGAGUUGCACAGAGGUAAAAAUAAACAUGUCACAAACUAUUGAAUGAA
Molecule: messenger RNA, 1691 nt
Organism: Solea senegalensis (Senegalese sole)
Lineage: Eukaryota; Metazoa; Chordata; Actinopteri; Pleuronectiformes; Soleidae
Exons: 2
Coding region: 153-833 (226 amino acids)
Source: RefSeq, a predicted model, not a curated record